AUGGCUGCUCAGGAUCACCCUACACGCUCGGGCAAGCGCAGGAUAACAUAUCAUCCAGCGUACUGGGACCACGUGUUACCUGGAAGCAUACCGAUCCCAUCGCAUUUCUUGAAGAAAGACCACGACAAGAACGACGUCGCAUACUUCGCGUCACCUCAAGUUCUCCGUGACGCGCUUUCGGCGCCAGCGAAAAGCAAAGUCACCAAAAUCUGCAUCCCAGAAUGGAGUCUAUCUUCUGCCCAAGCGCAAUGCCAUAUUCUUGCUGCUCUCACUCAGGCGGCAAUACAGUACCAUAAGCCCUCUUUAUCGUCCAAUAUCCGCACUCUAUUCUCGCCUGCAGUCCUCGAGAUGAGCGCCAUAGAGGCUGGGCUCAAGCUAGAGAGCGCGUUGAUGCUGAUAACUGCAGACAGUGUAUUGGAUGGUCAGUGGGAGGCGCAGAUGGUGCUCAGCACCAAUUUUACGAAGGAUUUGGAUAGUUUCGUCAAGGAUGACGGCAGAAGACUGAUCAAGUUGACGCAGCGUAAGACCUGGCUCGGAGAAUGUGAGGAAACCAUAGUUCCUAUUUACUUAAUCAGCGCACGGUUCAAGCGUUCAAGUAGCAGCCAAACAUUCGGAAAUUUGGAGGACUGUUUUUCUCCUGACGGUGGUCAGGACCCAGUGCAAGAUGGGGUGGAAGAGGGAUAUACAUAUGCAGACGGCGUCGUGCGUAUGGAGGGAAAAAAAAAAAGAGCAGUCGAUCGAGAUCGUUUAUCAGCAUUGCUGUUCACGGUUCGUGCUAAGCGCUCCGUCGGUUCCAGUGUGUUCCUGUCAGGCACUAGACUAGUGGUAGAUCUGAGUCGCAAGGACGGGUUUUUCAGAUUUUCCUGA
Guyanagaster necrorhizus is the source of this 867-nucleotide messenger RNA. RefSeq lists its product as uncharacterized. Bases 1 to 867 code for a protein of 288 amino acids. The record is from RefSeq and is a predicted model, not a curated record. Lineage: Eukaryota; Fungi; Basidiomycota; Agaricomycetes; Agaricales; Physalacriaceae. The transcript is spliced from 5 exons.